UCCUCCUCCUCUUCCUCCUCCUUCUCCUCCUCCUCCUCCCGGGCGUCAUGGCCGCCUCGAAGCCCGUGGAGUUGCCGGGCGGCGGCGGGGGCACCAGCGGGCUGUCCCGGUGGCAGCUGGCGCUGGUGCUGGGCGCGCCCAUCCUGCUGGGAGCCGGCGCGAUCUAUCUGUGGGGGCGGCGGGCGGCGCGGCGCGGGAAGGGCGCUAGCGAGAGGAAGACCCCGGAGGGGCGGGCGAGCCCCGGGCUCGGCGGCGAAGGCGGCUCCGGGCAGCCCGACGGGCCCGGACACGAGGAGAUGAGUCCUCUUGGUAGAGCCCAAGCAGCCAAGAACAAAGGAAACAAAUACUUUAAAGCAGGAAAAUAUGAGUUAGCUAUUCAGUGUUAUACUGAGGCUAUCAGCCUGUGUCCUCCUGAGAAAAACCUUGAUCUUUCUACCUUCUAUCAAAACAGAGCUGCUGCCUAUGAACAACUGCAAAAAUGGACAGAAGUGGCACAAGAUUGUACAAAGGCUGUUGAGCUUAACCCUAAAUACGUCAAAGCUCUCUUCAGACGUGCAAAGGCCCAUGAGAAGCUAGACAAUAAGAAGGAAUGUUUAGAAGAUGUCACUGCAGUCUGCAUUUUAGAAGCCUUCCAAAACCAGCAAAGUAUGUUAUUAGCUGAUAAAGUUCUUAAACUCCUUGGAAAAGAAAAGGCCAAAGAGAAGUACAAGAAUCGGGAGCCUCUGAUGCCCUCGCCACAGUUCAUUAAAUCCUACUUCAGUUCUUUCACAGAUGAUAUAAUUUCCCAACCUUUGCUUAAGGGUGAGAAAUCAGAUGAAGAUAAGGACAAGGAGGGAGAGGCUUCUGAAGUAAAAGAAAACUCUGGCUAUCUGAGAGCAAAACAAUAUAUGGAAGAAGAGAACUAUGACAAAAUUAUCAGUGAAAGCACAAAGGAAAUUGAAGCAAAGGGAAGAUACAUGGCAGAAGCUUUGCUUCUGCGAGCUACUUUCUACUUACUUAUUGGCAAUGCAAGUGCUGCCAAGCCAGACCUAGAUCAGGUCAUCAGCAUGGAAGAUGCAAAUGUGAAGCUGCGAGCCAACGCUCUGAUCAAACGGGGCAGCAUGUACAUGCAGCAGCAGCAGCCUGUGCUGUCCACCCAGGACUUCAACAUGGCUGCUGACAUUGAUCCUCAGAAUGCUGAUGUUUACCACCAUCGAGGACAGCUGAAAAUCCUGCUUGACCAAAUCGAGGAGGCUGUGGAAGACUUUGAUGAAUGUAUCCGAUUGCGACCCAAUUCUGCCUUGGCACAAGCACAGAAAUGCUUCGCUCUGUAUCGCCAAGCUUAUACAGGAAGUAAUGCUUUGACUGUGCAAGCAGCCAUGAAAGGCUUUGAAGAUGUCAUUAAAAAUUUUCCAAAGUGUGCUGAGGGCUAUGCACUCUAUGCUCAGGCACUAACUGAUCAACAGCAGUUUGGCAAGGCUGAUGAAAUGUAUGAUAAAUGCAUUGACCUUGAGCCAGACAAUGCCACUACAUAUGUUCAUAAAGGUUUACUUCAGCUCCAGUGGAAGCAAGAUUUAGACAAAGGAUUAGAACUCAUAAGCAAGGCCAUUGAAAUUGAUAACAAAUGUGAUUUUGCAUAUGAGACCAUGGGAACGAUUGAAGUGCAAAGAGGUAACCUGGACAAAGCCAUUGAAAUGUUCAACAAAGCUAUCAACCUGGCCAAAUCAGAAAUGGAGAUGGCACACCUCUACUCACUCUGUGAUGCUGCCUACGCUCAGACAGAAGUUGCAAAGAAGUAUGGAUUGAAACCACCAACACUGUAAAGAAACAAGGAGGAGAUGACCUUCCAAAGUGAAGUUGCCCACUUCAGCCAGCCCUAAAGACGCUGUUGCAGACCAUGCUGAAUGGUGGAACUUAGUUUUUUCCCGUUCGUGGUGUUGUCAUUUGCUACAUCUGUUAAAUGUUUAGGUGUUGUGGGAGUGGUUGUUCAAGGAAGUAUGCAGUGCUGCAUCUUGUUCCUUCUGCAGCAGAAACCUUAGAGUGUGUUAAGGGAAAUAAAGUUGCAGGGGAACCAAAGGAACAUAUUUUGGCCAUGCAAAUAAAAACUUCACACUGGUUCAUUUUGGGUGAUUAUGUUGUGGGCGAUUUUUGCUUUAUCAAAUAAUAUUACAGCAUGUGGGUUUUUUUCCUGUUGAUUUUAAAGGUAAUACUAGUCAGUGCUGUAAAAUAGGUUUUAUAUCCAAUUAAUCCUUGAGGGUUGAUUUUAAUUUUGCAAAAAUUAAUUUUCAAACUUUAAUAAUAGAGGGUUUUUUUAAGUCAGUAGAUGUGGAGAGGACACCUGUAAAUAUAUGCAAGCAUGCACAAUCUUCCCUUAAAUCCCCUUCCACCCUCUGCAUAACUUACUUAGGAAUAGUCCUGUGGCAGCUAUUAGGGAAUUAAUUUGGUAGUCCUUAUUCUCACCCCAGAAAGCCCUAGAAUACUGCAUAGGAGAGCUAGGAAAAAGGUUAACUGGGGAAGGAGGUCAGUAACACUGCUUCAGUGUAGACUUUACUGGAAGAAAGAAUGUAUUCCUGUGCAGCAGCCCUUACUUGAAUGUCAUGGGAAAUUGUUCUGGAGGGUUCAGAGACUUUCAAGAACAGAAAGCACUGCUGGGAGUCAAGCUCCAAAAGGUAAGGUCAUGCUUGCAUAUAAUCUUUGUAAUCUCUGAUGCUUUUGCAUAAGUGUAGCAGCUGAUAGACUAUCUAAAUUCUCUUCAGUCUCUAGAGACUGCUGGGUUAUGAUCUCCUUUUAAGAGCCCCUUGGCAGGAUUAAGUGAGAUAAGGAACAAAGCAUAGGCUCAAACUUCCAAUAAUGGAUUUGUAAACUGCACUCAUUUCCUUGUUCUGUAGAUCCUGUUUUGUCCAAAAUUUCAAAUACCGAAUGGAAGCAAUUGUGCUGCAAACAGCAGAUGGGCAAAUUAUGAAACAGUUUUCCUCUCAUUAGGAACUUCACAGAGGGCCCUCUUGCUUUGGGUUGAUCUUUCUGGUGUGGAGCUCAGUCGGUCCAUCUUGCCUUUCCCUGGACUGAUGUGGCUGGACAAACCUCAUGCAAAUGAUGUAGCUUAAUUUAUGCCACUCUGGUUUGGGCUUCUUUCCAUCCUGAAAUCAUAGAUUUGUUUGUGGUGAAUUGUCUAAUGUAUUUAACCUUUUAAAGAAAUGAAUGAUGCUGUAGUCAAACUGUCUUUGUCUGUAGUUGUGCCACCAUACAGCAGCAGCUUGCAUUUUCAACUUGACCUUCCUUUCUCCCAGCAACUACAGUUGAGUAUUCAAAUGGUGGAGAGUAGAGAUAAAGAUUUAAUCAUUAUUUUAGUAGCUCAUUAGGUGAUCAGAAAUCAUAGCACUGGUGAUAUUGAAGAUACGGGAAUGUACUGGCAGCUUCUAGGGGCACUGAAUGUGACGAGUGUCAAAUGUCUUCUCCAACUUCCAAUCUCUGCAGCAAUUACCUGAGAACAAAAAUAUGCCAGGCUGAUGAGUCCUGUUCUCCGAGGAGUUUUUAUUCGCAUGGCCUUAUUUACAUUGGCAUUUUCUCCUCAUCACCCCAUCUGUACCCCAUUCCUUACCCCACCCAAUCAAUUAAGGGAAAAAAGCAUGUGCUGUCAAUUAUUAGCAUUCCAAAUCAUCACAGACUUUUGCCUGUUCUUCAACUAGUUUGAAACUGCACUGAAAGGAUGCAUUGUCUGUAAUUUUUUUGUAAAUGACAUAUCACCUGUAAACUGAAAAAAUAAAUACUACCUUCAAGUA
Passer domesticus (house sparrow) is the source of this 3758-nucleotide messenger RNA. It is a transcript of the gene TOMM70, whose product is annotated as translocase of outer mitochondrial membrane 70. Bases 48 to 1802 code for a protein of 584 amino acids. The record is from RefSeq and is a predicted model, not a curated record. The transcript has 12 exons. NCBI's taxonomy places the organism in Eukaryota, Metazoa, Chordata, Aves, Passeriformes, Passeridae. Gene Ontology annotation, cellular component: mitochondrial outer membrane. Gene Ontology annotation, molecular function: protein binding; transmembrane protein transporter activity. Gene Ontology annotation, biological process: protein import into mitochondrial matrix; protein insertion into mitochondrial inner membrane.